Molecule: messenger RNA, 1986 nt
Organism: Vigna umbellata (rice bean)
Lineage: Eukaryota; Viridiplantae; Streptophyta; Magnoliopsida; Fabales; Fabaceae
Product: transcription factor MYB61-like
Source: RefSeq, a predicted model, not a curated record
CUCUUGGCUGUAAAAGUGCAAAGACUAUUUUCUGGUAACAAAAACCUGAAUGGCCAUGGUGGUGGUGGGACAUUCUCAUAAAUAAGUCAAAGCAUAUGAUCCUCCCUGGUGGGAUGUGAUCCGUUGGAUAUAAGAGAGGAGUUGCAGGAGGAGCGUUGGAUGAGAGUGUGGGACCGAAACAAUUAUGUGGAAUGUCUCGUGAAGAAAAAAGAUGAAGCUAGUUCUGGAAGGUCAGAUAUAUAAAUUUCAAAACGACAGUGUCCAAUCACCCUUCUUAUUAUAAGGCUCCUUCUAUAUAUUCGAAUCUCUAUGCAAGUUGCAAAAUUCUUAAGCUCCAACGCUUCCCAUUAAUUCACAUCAAAGCUCCUGUGUCCUUCUUGACGAUCCACGUAGGUUCUGACACAAGACUUUUGCCGCUUUUAACAAACAUUUCAAAUCGCUUAAGGCAGCCAUAGUGCACAUGGGGAGACACUCUUGCUGCUACAAACAGAAGCUUCGUAAAGGCCUCUGGUCUCCUGAGGAAGACGAGAAGCUUUUGAAUUACAUCACCAAACAUGGCCAUGGAUGUUGGAGCUCCGUUCCAAAACUGGCUGGCCUUCAGAGGUGUGGCAAGAGCUGCAGAUUAAGGUGGAUUAAUUACCUUAGGCCAGAUUUGAAGAGAGGGGCGUUCUCACAGCAGGAAGAGAACUCCAUAAUUGAACUUCAUGCAGUCCUUGGCAACAGGUGGUCGCAGAUCGCUGCCCAGUUACCGGGAAGAACUGAUAAUGAGAUAAAGAAUCUAUGGAAUUCCUGUCUGAAGAAGAAGCUUAGGCAAAGAGGCAUUGACCCAAACACACACCAACCCCUCUCUGAGGUUGAGAAUGACAAGGACAAGCCUCUCACGGCUGACAGAAGCAAUCAGAAAGCCUCCAAUGAGGUGAGUGUUGUUGAGCCACCAAAACAAAAGCCCAUAACUUGUACUACUUCCAUGCCAAUGGAUAGAUAUCCCCUUGAAGUUUCUGCUACCUCAAAGAUCAGCAGUGGUGGCAACAACAGCAGCAGCACCCUAGACAGGUUUGGCACUUGUCAUGACAACAACAGCUCCAUGGCUAGUUCUGAUAUGAUGGGAAUGGGAUAUUUCCCUUUCCAGCACCUGAACUAUGGACCAAACAUGGGACUCACUACUGCAAAUCCCAACAACACGCCACUUUGUUUCAUUCCUGGUUCCACAUCUUCCCAGAUGAUGUCAGAGCUGAAUUCCACCAUGCUCCAUUCUGUGUUCUCAACACAUGUAAAGCCCACUGUCAGCCUCCAGUCUAAUAACAACAACCCAUCUUCCAUAUUUUCUGACGGGGUUCAGAACUGGGAAGGAAGUGCCUUCAGCAAUAACAACAACAACAACAAUGCAAGCAAAAGCAAUGGGAGCAGUAGCUGCAGCAUCCAAUUACAAAGCAGCACUAACUUCCUUGAUCAUGGCACAAUAACAUGGGGGCUGCAGGCAGAAUCUGCUACCAAGACAGAUAAUAAAGAUGCUAAUUCUUCUCAUGUGGUACCCUUGCAAUCAGAAGCAGAAGACAUCAAAUGGUCCGAGUAUCUGAACAACACCCCUUUUUACCUGGGAAGCACAGUGCAGCAGCAUCAAACCACUCACUCUCUCUACAGUGACGAGGUGAAGCCAGAAACAGCCUUCAUAGCAGACGAAUCAAGUACCAGUUGGCACCACAGCCAGCACUUUCAACCCUCGGAUAUAUAUAGCAAAGAUCUCCAGAGAUUUUCAGUAGCCUUUGGACAAUCCCUGUAGCCUGCAGGCAAUGACUGUACUUAACACGUGGAAACCUCAACCAAAGAGUGGAGCAAGAUGCCGACAUUUCCAAUGUGAAGUAGGUCAGAAAUUUGUCGUGAGUUCUGACCGCAGGUGUGUGCUGUAAAUUUUUCUUUUGAUAUUGUAAAUGUGUCCGAUUUAUACCAAAAAAGAAACACCUCAGCAAUCAGCAUUAUGUUACAGUA